Molecule: messenger RNA, 519 nt
Organism: Prunus armeniaca (apricot)
Lineage: Eukaryota; Viridiplantae; Streptophyta; Magnoliopsida; Rosales; Rosaceae
Source: the annotation of a GenBank genome assembly
AUGGGUCAAUGUGGAUUCUAUACCUACAGCAUUGUUGCCCUCCUUACAUGGGAGACUCGAAGGAAGGAUUUCUCAGUGAUGAUGGGUCACCAUGUAAUUACUGUUCUCCUGAUUGGGUUCUCAUACAUUACGAGCUUUUUUCGGAUUGGCUCAAUCAUUCUUGCCCUGCAUGAUGCGAGUGAUGUAUUUAUGGAAGCUGCCAAGGUUUUCAAGUAUUCUGAGAAGGAGCUUGCCGCAAGUGUGUUAUUUGGAUUUUUUGCUCUUUCGUGGCUCAUACUGAGGCUAAUAUUCUUCCCUUUCUGGGUUAUAAGGUCAUCAAGCUAUGACCUUCUUGACUGCUUGGAUCUAUCAAAGCCUGCUCCCAGAGCUCUGUACUAUGUGUUCAAUACAAUGUUACUGAUGCUGUUUGUGUUCCACUUAUACUGGUGGGUUAUGAUAUGUGCAAUGAUAAGAAGACAGCUGAAAAAUAGAGGAAAAGUUGGAGAAGAUAUAAGAUCUGAUUCAGAGGAUGAUGAUUAG